This is a messenger RNA of Symbiodinium sp. CCMP2592, 2949 nucleotides long. The record is from the annotation of a GenBank genome assembly. Lineage: Eukaryota; Dinophyceae; Suessiales; Symbiodiniaceae.
AUGGGUGGCCGAUUCGUGGCCGCGGCGUUCGUCUUGGCGCAGCUGGUGUCUGGGGACUUUGUCUACGACGACAAGUUGGGAAGCGGAAAGUCGCCCGUGCUGCCGCUCGGGAGCCCGGAACGCAUGGUGAGGUCCAUAUUCGAGAUCACUCGGACCACCACCGGUACUCUGGGAGCCGUGGGAGGUCAGCACUCUCAGCUGAUCUUGGACUUCGGUGAUCAGGAGCCCAUGUUGGCCGUGGACUUGCACACCGUACGAGACCCUAAGAAACCUGGCUCCCGUCUGAAUCUGGGGGCCAUCUUCGUGCUUCGCAUCCCGUACGAGGACGUAAAGACCUCCAAGAAGAUGAAUUCGGGCCAAACUAUGACCAAGGAGGAGCUCAAAGAAGCCAAGGCCAAGAAUCCCUCCUUCGCGCCCAAGUCCAUUUGGCGUGAGAGUCACCUGUCCUCUGAAGUCUCCGAGCAGCAGGUCUUCUCCUUCCUGAGGGCCUGGCACAAACUCUUCGCACACCGCUACGGCCAGCUCCAGUUCAAUUGCCAGGUGAUGAUCGGGGUUGCUUGGAACUACAUGACAGGCGAAAGUGAAGACAUCCGAUGCCCUAACUGCCAUCUUUUCAAGCUGCCAAGUCACAAAGACCUCCAGGACCUUGGCGUGAUGGUGUGGGAGCGCCAGCAUGCCCUCUCUUGGGGCAACAUGGAGGGUGUGUACGGAGGCCUAGGAGGGGUGGUGGACACUCUGGACCUCCUCAACGGCACGUGUGGCUUCCGAGAUCGCGCGCUGGCUCCCGGCAUCUACGCCUUUCCGUCCCCUCGCAGUCUGCCCUUUACCAAAAACCAGCUGGGCGGCACGGGCACAGCGGUUUUCCGCGCAUACACACUUGGGCUGCACCACAUUGGCUCCAUUUUCGACUUGUCGGACCAUCCACUGGUCUUCCGUGGGGAUCUCAGCUACAAGAAACGAGCCUUCACGGCUGCAGAGCACUCGCUGCUGUACAAGGAUGACAACAACACAUUGGAAGCUGCCGAAGCCACUGGCAUCAAGGUGGGCCCCUUCACCCUUGCGCUGGAUUUGGGUGGCAGCUUGAUGAGGCUUCUGCUGAACUUACCCGGGCACACGACGCACACAGCCACUGUGAACACGGGUGUGGACCUCCUCAAAGAGAUGGACCUGGGCCGACGGGCCGUGAUGCAAGCCGAUGGGCAGGUGAAGUACCGUGGCCGCCAGAGGUUCACUUACGCUGUGACGGACACGCGCUUGGAGAUCGCCACUGGGGGCAUGCUCGACACUUUGAAGAUCCCCUUGGGACUCACCGGGCUGCUGUCGAAGAACAUGAAGUUCGAUCUCCUCAGCAAGCACAACAUGCACGCUGGAUCACGCAAGGAUCUGCGUUACGCGGGCGAGCUGGUGAUCGUGAACAAGAAUCCGGAGCAUGCACAUGACGUGGAGCUUUGGAGCGAGGAUGACGAGUACGAGAUGGUCUUCGACAACGGCUCGGGAUCCUACAAGCCCUACUGGCCAGCACCCCAGCUUGAAGAGCUGCUGCAUUGCAACUUGCCGGACAUCCCAGGAAAGUUCUCGAUCCGUGUGAUGCGUGGCUCCUUCGGUGCCGAUCAGGCGACGCUCGAUGCUUACUGUGACAUUUGGCACGGCGUGGACGACAUUCCCGAGACAGAGGAGUGCAAGAAGUCUCUUGGCUUUGUCGCCGUGCAGCCGGAGGUGCACAAGUGCUGCGGCUCCCCUGCGAAGAGCGACGACAACGGAACCUGCGUUUGGAAGUGGCCUGAGGCCGUGGAGUCCGAUUGCAUCGAGCUGCCAGGUCAUUGCUGCCAGGAGAGCGUUGUGAGCCAACCAGGCUCUUGCUCGGCCGAGGCGACAUGCCAGGCUCAAGUCAUGAAGGAUCCAGGAAACACGGAGGUCUUUUUGGACAAGGUGAAUGCUGGUGUGAAGAAGUGGUGGAAUGGGCGGCGCGAUGAAUGCUGGGCGCGGCAGUGGCGCACGCGCAUGUUCGAGUGCCUUGCAACUCAUGACGUGGGCAAGCCCAGCACGCGCACCGAGACCUGGUUGCAGGGUUUGCUAGGAUACUUUGCAAGCGACUCUUCGAACCAGGAUAGGUGGCAGGCUUACCUGGACAAUUUGCAAAAAUUGGGCAUCAAGCACCUGCAACUGGAUCACCUGCAGCGUGGCCCCACCAACUUGGCCAAUGAUGAAGUGGUGGUGCAGUGCAUACUGCCUUUCGUCAACAACGGCUUCCCCUACGUUCCCUUGAGUCUCAAGCUUUGGAGCUUCCUGAAAGUUGGAGUCUACGACCCUUCGGAAGGUAAGAUCUUCGGUGCAAACCUUCACAAGUUGACGAGCCAAUACAGGCAGUACAUCUUCGAUGAGCUCGACUACAAGGGGGAGAACUACAAGACCGGCUACGACGGCGAGGAGGGCUGCCCGACGGCGAUGACCAUUCCCCGCGCUGUGGACGAGUGGGGCAAUGCCAUCGCCAUGCCCGGCCAUACCCAGGAACAACCGGAGAGCUUCGAGCUGAACUUGACAGCAGGGGAGCUCGCGGCCGUGGAUCUCACAGACCGCCUCGGCACCUUAGAGGUGCAAUGUGGAGCUGUGGUCGCAGGUGCCAUCUCGCCGUUUGCCAGCUCCCUUUCCGGAGCUAUGGUCACUGCGGUGGGUGGAGAGAGUACCAGCCAGAUGUCUCCCACGGAGACGAAGGGCCUCGUCGAGAAACUCGUCCAGACUGGGUGGGUCCAGCUUCGAUUCCGGCGUGGUGUGGACCCAAGCUUCUGCACCGGGAACAUCUGCAACGACCGCACCAUCAUCGAAGGCUCCGAUACUUGGACCCGAUGCGGGGUCAGAAUGAGCACAUGCGGCAAUUACUGUUGUUGCCUGGCCGGCUCGGAGUACACUUCCUCCUUUCUAGGUUACCGAUGCGCCAGCUGCGGAGCCUGA